This is a messenger RNA of Aedes albopictus (Asian tiger mosquito), 903 nucleotides long. RefSeq lists its product as uncharacterized. Gene Ontology annotation, molecular function: nucleic acid binding. The coding region runs from base 1 to 903 and encodes 300 amino acids. The record is from RefSeq and is a predicted model, not a curated record. The transcript has 2 exons. NCBI's taxonomy places the organism in Eukaryota, Metazoa, Arthropoda, Insecta, Diptera, Culicidae.
AUGGUACGUAGCACUACAACGAAAUGCUCCGUUCUCCAGCAAGUUGUCAAGCACAUCGAAAAUGGAUGGCCUACUCACAUCAAGGACAUUACAAACCCCGAUGUUCGACCGUUCCACACCCAUCAGGACGCCCUGGAAUUGUCGAACGGCCAGGCGGAACGCUUUGUAGAAACCUUGAAGACAGCUUUGCUCAAGAUUAACGAGGGGGAAAGGAUCUCCGAGUCACUGCAAAUCUUCCUUCAAGCCUACAGAACAACCCCAAGUCGUAUCCUGAAUGGAAAAACUCCGUCUCAGCUGAUGAUCGGAAGGAACAUGCGGACAGUCCUGAGUCUACUCCAACCACGACAGCCGAUGACCCCAAUCAUCAAUCAACGACAAAAUGAUCAGUUCAACCGGAAACAUGGCGUAGUACCUAGGAACCUACAAGCUGGUGAUGCAGUUUAUGCCAAGGUCUACCAAUCCAAUUCAAAAUGGAAAUGGGCUCCCGGAGUCAUUAUUGAAGUCAUUGGGCAAGUAAACUUCAACGUUCUAUUGGACGAAUGGCAUGGCCGACGGAAGUUGAUCCGUUCACAUGCCAACCAAAUCAAGCAUCGCUUUGACGACCAACAACCAACAAAGGAGCCAACGGAGAAAUCUUCCCUCAACAUAUUCGUGGACGAGUUUGGACUGCAGGAUAAUUUCCAACAAAAUGAAGUCACUACCGUUGCUCCUCCAGAACCAGCACCAGACCAAGAAGCUUCCAUUGAUGCCACUGAUGAUGACGAACCACUACCAGAAAUGGAAGUAAGCCUGCCGGAAUCAAUUCAGCAUCCACAACCUGAUGAGGAAGCCUCUACGAGUCGGCCCAGGCGAAUGAUCCAGAUGCCAUCUAGACUGGAACCUUUCCUAGUAUUCUGGAAAUAA